Molecule: messenger RNA, 2859 nt
Organism: Heterobilharzia americana
Lineage: Eukaryota; Metazoa; Platyhelminthes; Trematoda; Strigeidida; Schistosomatidae
Source: the annotation of a GenBank genome assembly
AAAACAACUGGGGCGCGCUAUUGGAGUGGGUUGUUUUCGCCUUUGGUAACCCCGUUGUAUAUUUGGUACGACUUUCACUCCGACUUGGUAUACAAGGUUUUGUGGUUGAAAAAAAAACUUUCAAGCCUCAGCAAGUUACUGUUUUCAACUGGCUUAUUUCAGUGGUUAAUUACCCAAUGGUCUUAGCUCAGCGUCAAAAGGAGGAGCUAAAUAGAGCUAUCGCAGAUUAUUUAUACGCGAAUGGAUACAUCAAAGCAUUGGAUGCUUUUAGAGAGGAGUCACAACUGGCAGGGGAAAACGAUAAGAAAUACGACGGUCUACUGGAAAAGAAGUGGACAUCUGUCAUCAGAUUGCAGAAAAAGGUGAUGGAUCUGGAAGCUAAGCUCAAUGACGCUGAAAAGGAGUUUCAGUUGAUGCAAAGUGCUGUUGGAUAUGGUAUAGCAAGCCCUGCACCAGGAAGUGGGAUUUUAGAUAGGGGGGAUCGGCGUGAUGUCGAUGCUAUUCCUAGGCCUCCUGCCAAAUUCACACUGACGGGCCAUCGUUCUCCAGUAACUCGUGUACUGUUUCACCCACACUACAAUGUGUUCGUGUCGGCAAGUGAAGAUGCUUCAAUCAAAGUUUGGGAUUAUGAAACUGGGGAGUUUGAACAUACAUUGAAAGGUCACACAGAUUCCGUACAAGAUGUAGCCUUCGAUCCUACUGGGAAGCUUUUAGCUUCUUGCUCUGCUGAUAUGCAAGUUAAACUAUGGGAUUUUACAAUCUACCAAUGUAUUAAAACACUAACUGGUCACGAUCAUAAUGUAUCUAGUGUGGCGUUUUCACCCUCUGGUGAUUUCUUGGUUAGUGCUAGUCGUGAUAAGACAAUCAAGAUGUGGGAAGUUUCUACAGGAUAUUGUACAAAAACUUUUAUGGGCCAUACUGAAUGGAUUCGAUCUGUUCGUCCAAGUCCAGAUGGCAGUAUUUUGGCAAGCUGUUCAAAUGAUCAUACUAUUCGAAUUUGGUCUGUAGAAUCUCGAGAAUGUCAAGUAGUUCUUCGUGGUCAUGAGCAUGUUGUUGAAUGCAUUGUGUGGGCUUCUCAUCCCCAAAGCGUAAUCGCGAUAACUAGUUCUUCAUCAGCCAAUAGUAAUUCUACACAUGGAACUACGGAAGGAUUAAUGAUUUCCUCUACAACUAAUGGAAUUUCUAUGAAUUCAGAUUUCUUACCUUCUAAUUUAAAUUCAGCUUUAUUACUUGUAUCUGGUUCACGUGACAGAACUAUUCGUAUUUGGGAUAUACACCCUGGUGUAUGCUUGUUUGUUCUUAUUGGUCAUGAUAACUGGGUUAGGCAAAUUGUAUUUCAUCCCCAUGGUAAACUAUUAUUAUCGGCGUCAGAUGAUAAAACAGUUCGAGUUUGGGAUUUGAAAAAUCGACGAUGUCAUAAAACGCUUAAUGCCCAUUCACACUUUGUAACCUCUUUAGAUGUGAAUCGUUCAGCUCCAUUUGCUGUUACGGGGAGUGUUGAUCAAACUAUUCAUGUGUGGGAUUGUCGAUAAACGUUGACUGGUACUAUGUGUAAAUCAGUGAUAAUAAAGGUGAAAGAAGGAAAAAAAAGGAAUGACUGGCUUUCUUAUAUGUUUUUUGGUUUGCUGGAUUUUUGAAUUUAUCACCUGCUGCUCUGGUUUCAUACAUCCACUUGAGACAAAUGACACAGAAGGUGAAUCAACUGACUUGUAUUUAGGAUCUAUGCGCAUAUACAUAUAGAUAUAUAUCCACAUUAUGAUGUUAUCAGUGUCAUCUUCAUUUUUUUCAGUUAAACAUAACUUCUUGGAAUCUCAUCUAAAACUGAGUUCUUUUUUAAAAAUUUUAUUUUAUUCUUCAGUUCACAUCUAUGAUAAUCACAGGCAUGAGGUGUUUGUUACAACCAAAGUAAUGGCUAACCGGUUGUCUUUUAUCACCACCACCACUACUAAUUACUACUAUCAUUAUUAUCUUUGAGUUUUUUCUUUCUUCAUAUUUCAUUUUCAGAAAAUGAAAAUGUUAAAUCCUCUUUUGUACAUGUAUUCGGUCAGUUUUAUCUCCUUUCUGUUGGGUUUUUAUUUUUGUUCAUGCCAAUAUUAAGUACGUAUGUAUGUACGUAAGUAUCAAGUCAUUGUACUGUUUCCGCUUGGUUUGGUUUAUUUGCAUUGUUCAUCUUUAUGUUGUUAUAUAUUACUACUGGAAGAUUUAUUGUUUAAAUUUGUCACACCACUUUUAUUGUUCUCGUUGUUGUUGUUAUCAUGAUUAUUAUUAUUGGUAUUGACUGAUGAACUAAACCGAGAAAGAACUCUCAUGUGAUAUACUAUCUGGUGCUGAUCUGUGUACUUAGUGUUCAGAACAUCCUCUAUUCAUUUCAAUUGCAGAUAUACAGUAACAUCAAGACAGACAGUUUUUCUUUUAUCCUAUUUCAGCCAUUAUUGUUUCUGUUCAAGUGACUAUUUUAUCAUCGUGAUACAAUUAAGUCUGCGUAUGAGUGUUUUUUCUCUCUUUUCUGUUGAACACAAUGAUAAUUAAGCCUUUUAUUCUUAUUCUCUGUUGAUGGUGUUCCUCAUCCUUUCCCGCUUUUCAUGUAUGCUUUUGUGUGUGUAUGUGUAUAGCCAAAUAUGUAUCAUCAGGCGCUUUUAGAUGUCUUCCCAGAUCAUUGGUUCAAAGAGGUAUUAAUAUUUACCAUUAAAAAUUAUAUAUUUAGUUAUGUGAUCUUAAAAUUUGACAAAGAUAAAAUCUGUUCCAUCAAUAUACUUCUCAUCAAACAACAGUUUAUUCGCAUCACAUAAGCGGUCCAUACUGUACAUUUAUAUUGGAUAUGACGUUGCACGCAAUAGGUUGACAACCGUUUUUGUCUGA